Cylicostephanus goldi is the source of this 113-nucleotide messenger RNA. NCBI's taxonomy places the organism in Eukaryota, Metazoa, Nematoda, Chromadorea, Rhabditida, Strongylidae. The record is from the annotation of a GenBank genome assembly.
AUGCAAGUUACACAAACGGCAGUCUCAGCUGGACAUUUCGAAGCGAAGCUUUACCAUAUGGUAUUCGAGGAAGAGUUCGCAAGAUUCAAGGUGAACAGGAUUCGAAAGUAAAC